UCUCAGAAUUCUUUUUCUUUUUCGUUUGUUUCUUUCAUUGUUUUACACGUGGCCCUUAUACUCUUAUACCCAAUACUCUUCCGUAAGAACUAAUAUAUACAUAUGAUAAAACCUGAUGUUUUAUUUAAGGCGCGGUGUACGCGCGGUCAGGUGACGUCACUGACGCAGUUGCCAGCAGCAGCUGGGAGCUGCGCAGCCGCUCUGCGCAUCCGUCGUCUGUAGUGUUGGACAGAGCGCAGCCAUUUCCCUGCCCCUCUUUGUGUUUUUUUUAAAAAACCCAAACACUCACAUGGUGUCCUGGCGUCUGUCCAUCACGCACCUGAACUAACCUUGUGUGCGGGGGUCAUGAUUUCAGCUGAAGCCCGCGUCACCGACUGACAGAUCCGCGGCCUCCAAACUUUCUCCGAAAUCAACGCCUGCGCAGACGAACUCUCCUUCUCUCCAGCGCUCAGCUUCAUGUCGUCGCCUCUGUGUGUGCGAGAUGGAGAGGAACCUGCAAGGAAGCCUCGCAACAAUGCAUGUGAAGACUGAAGCGGGGGAUGAAAACACAUCCGCGCCGGAAUUGUGCAGCCAGGAGCCGCCUGCACGCAGGGGAGGAGGAGGAGGAGGAGGAGGAGUGGUGGAUCAGACUGCAGAGGAGCUGCAGGCAGCCGCGACAUCCACUCCUGUGCUGCUGUAUCCUGUGAGCACUGAGAGGUUCUUCACCACAACAGGAGAUGGAAAAACCUUCCUGAAGAUAGCUCCAGCUUCAGUGAUGCCGCCUGCUUCUUUGGAGAAGACACUUCCCUCUGGCUCAGACUUCUCCUCCAAAGCUGUUCUGUGUCUGAUUGAGGCCGUCGGCCGCCGAUGGGGCCUGUAUGAAACCCGGGAGCGCUCGCAGCUCUUCCAGAGCGUCCAGGAAGAGAUGGCCUCCAAGGGGCACGUACUUCCUGUUGAGAAGAUCCGUCGCAAAUGGAACAACCUUAUUGUCACGUACAAGAGGGUCAAGGACCGCAGCCGGGAGACGGGGCAUGCAAAAACCUCAUGGGAGUUCUUUGACUUGAUGGAUGCCACGCUCUGUGACACUGUCGGCUCUCAGAUCCUCAACAGCAAAAGACACAAAGGUGGCAACUCUGCCUCUACGUCCCCCUGUCCUUUGGCAAAAAUUGCUGCAAAACCACAGCUUCCCCAGGCCACAACCAUUGUCCGACAGAACAGUGACUUUGCAGUCCCCGGUGGUUUGGAGUCAGCUGGUCAGGGAGCUGCCACCAAUCAAAUCAUCGGUAGCACUGCUGCGAUGACCACAGUGGCUACGGCGACCAUUAGCCCUACAAGUGCUCCAGAGGUCAAGCCCCUCAUCGUCCUCAACGGUGACAUUGUUACGACCAGUAUUCAUCCAGCUCCCAUCAUGCCAUCUCCAUCUUUUAUCUCCUCACCUUGUUUUACGGAAACAGCCUCCUCUUCUCCUUCCCUUGGAUCACCUGGUCACACAGACCUCAACACGUCACACUGUGUAGGCCGUAAAGCUCCGUCCUUCUCGACGGGUGUCAUACCUUUCCGUCUCAAUGCGGCACCAGCUAGCAACAAUCAGAAACUCCUUGGCCUCUCGUCCUCUUUCCCACCUGUAUCCCCCUGCCUCACGUCAUCUGCUGCCACCACAUUACCUGUAGUGUCAGGGAGUGAAGCAGCGAACCAGAAGAGAAGCGAGGAGCAAAGCAGCGUGUCUCUGCUCCACGCGAUCCUGAAGGGGCAGGAGGAGCAAGUCUACCAGGACCAAGUAGCUCGCCGCAGGGUUGAAGCCAGAGAGAAGAGGCGUGAGCGGAGGGAGGUGCGCAUGGCGGAGGCCCUCGGAAGGAUAGCCACGGCUCUUGAGCUGCUAUCGUCCAAACAGGACACAGUCAUUGCCCUCCUGCAGAGACUGGCUGAUCGGAAGUGAUAUCCACUGAAAGGCUAGAAACAGAAGCUCAGUAACCUUUUUACCGUCUACAGACCAUAGUGAUGAAAACCAUCUGGUACUCGGACAUCAAACAAAGCAGAUUUAAUAAAAAAAGAUACUAACUGCUCACUUUUCUUCAUUAAGAAUAAGCGAAAUGCUGUGUUUGUUGUUGCCCUGGCAUCUAAUAAACCUUCUCAAAGGGACAGUUCAAAGGUUAAUUACAAUGUUUACUGUGUAAUGAAGUACAUUAGUUUUGACCGUAGUAGUAUAAUACUCAUUCCAGAGGAGCCCAGGAUCGAACUGCUGACGUUCUGGUUGUUUGUCAACUACCGUUUCCAAGAUUGCUUCUUUCGAUCUCACCAGCUGAAUGUGCUGUUUCAGGUUCAGAGCAAGUGGUCACCGGUCGUGACAGCACCCAUGCGCUUAUAUUUUGCAGUUUACUUUUGACUUCUAUUCAAAUGGAUUUAUUUUUGCAGCCGCUUGUGGCUAUUGAGUAUAUUGCUACUUCCGGAUUGGCUUCAGGAAAUAAACUGGAAGACUAUCUGUCCAACUUAAGGACACAGAAGAUACGAGUUGUAUUACACAGGUCUGGAGCGAUGCUCAAGAAAGCUAAUGUCUGUUGCAAAAGCUGAGUUUUCUGUGGGAUCAGAGAGUUGUUAUAAAUCAUUGAUUGAGGACUCACAGCUUGAAAGACAGACAGACCAAUGGUUCAGUAAUAGAUGAGCUCUCCUCUGCAGCAGCCAUGCACACUGAUCCUCACAGACCUAUCAGCCAUUGUUGGAGAAGUUGAUAAAGAUGGACAGACAGAAACUGAUUCAAGAAAUCAUCCAAGACCUCAGUCUGCACCAGCUACCUCAUCCCCAAUUCAUCAAAGUGAAGAACAGUCACUCCACCGUCAGCCUCUGUGCCAUUAGGUGACGUGUAACGUUAGCACGACACAUCCUUUUGGUAAUAGAAUAGGUAAAGAUUUAGAGGAACUGUUCUAAUAAUAAACCACAUAAAUAUUUCCUUUGAAGCCUCACAGCAUUAUGUAAAAAAGUUGAAAGAAUGGAGGAAAGAGCACGUUGAUAAAUCAAAUGAGUUCAACUAC
This is a messenger RNA of Solea senegalensis (Senegalese sole), 3005 nucleotides long. RefSeq lists its product as uncharacterized. Lineage: Eukaryota; Metazoa; Chordata; Actinopteri; Pleuronectiformes; Soleidae. The transcript is spliced from 4 exons. The coding region runs from base 482 to 1915 and encodes 477 amino acids. The record is from RefSeq and is a predicted model, not a curated record.